AUGGAGCGUAAAGAGGAGAAGCCUGCAGGUUUCCAGGCUCACCAUGGACAUCCGAGAAACAUUCAAAGAGAUCAAAGCUGCAAUGGAGGAAAGUCCUGCUGCAGGAGCUGCAAAGGUCCAAGAGCUUCUCGAAAAGCAGAUAAUAUUCCACUAAAUAUUGGUGUCACAGGAGAAACAGGUGCUGGUAAAUCCACUUUCAUUAAUGCCUUCAGAGGUCUGAAAAACACAGAUGAGGGAGCUGCUCCUGUUGACUGUACUGAAACCACCAUGGAGGUUCAACAAUACCCUCAUCCAAACUACCCAAAUGUCAUAUUAUGGGACAUGCCUGGUCUAGGCAGCAUGACCUUUCAAGCUAAUGAGUACCUGAAGAAAGUCAAUUUUGAAAUAUUUGAUUUUUUCGUCAUCAUCUCAGCUGAUCGAUUCAGAGAGCAUGACAUGAAGCUCGCUUUGGAGAUUCAGAAGAUGAACAAAAAGUUCUACUUUGUUCGUUCAAAGAUUGACCACAGCUUACGUGAUGCGAGAGAUGAUGAAAAAGACUUCAACAAACAAAGGACUUCUGAGUAA
Molecule: messenger RNA, 564 nt
Organism: Thalassophryne amazonica
Lineage: Eukaryota; Metazoa; Chordata; Actinopteri; Batrachoidiformes; Batrachoididae
Product: interferon-inducible GTPase 1-like
Exons: 2
Coding region: 1-564 (187 amino acids)
Cellular component (GO): membrane
Molecular function (GO): GTP binding
Source: RefSeq, a predicted model, not a curated record